Aspergillus pseudotamarii is the source of this 1104-nucleotide messenger RNA. RefSeq lists its product as uncharacterized. The record is from RefSeq and is a predicted model, not a curated record. The transcript has 8 exons. Bases 1 to 1104 code for a protein of 367 amino acids. Lineage: Eukaryota; Fungi; Ascomycota; Eurotiomycetes; Eurotiales; Aspergillaceae.
AUGGCCCAUGCCACCCCCUUCCAGAAAGAAGCAUGGACGGAAUACGGCAUAGGCGUGAUUAUCAUAUUACUCCGUAUUUUCGCACGUUUGAGAGUGGUCGGAGUCAAAAACUGGCAAGGAGAUGACUACUUCACGUUUGUAGUUCUCGCCUUCUGGACUGCGGAACUAACCAUGUUGGAACUGAUCGGCCAAUAUGGCACCAAUAUCGGUCUUGAUGAUGCUCAAAGGGCUUCGCUAACUCCAGAGCAAACCGAGAUUCUUGCCCGUGGUUCCAAGUGUCUUCUCGCCGGCUGGACCUGCUAUGUGACCCUGAUCUGGUCCCUGAAAGCCUGCAUGCUGUUUUUCUACAACCGCCUUACGCUGGGCCUUGUCCAACAAAAGCUCGUCAAAAUUAAUGCCGUGCUUUGCGCAAGCACAUACACAGCCGUUAUCCUGACUAUCUUUCUCCACUGUCGUCCGCUGGAGAAGAACUGGCAGGUUUAUCCAGAUCCUGGUCUCAACUGCUCUGCUGACUAUGUGAACUAUAUCGUAAUUGCGGUGACCAAUGUCUCAACAGACGCAAUUCUCGUGUGCAUUCCCAUUCCCUUAUUAGCUAAAGUGCGACUCGCAUUGCGUCGAAAGCUGAUUAUCGGAGUUCUCCUGUGUGGCGGUGUCUUUGUCAUGAUCGCAACGCUCCUCCGCUGUAUUCUCUCCCUGCAGAGUAUCAACAGCAUCAACACCAGUACCAUCUGGGCUAUCCGCGAAACGUUCGUCGGUAUCAUCGCCGUCAACGCUCCCUGCAUCAAACCGCUCUUCAGCACCUCAACCUGGCUCGGGUCCUCGGAAGACCAGUACUCAUACUCGCGAAAGAAGGGUAGCUACAGUUUAUCGGUUUUCGGGAAGUCGAAGCCUAGUCAAUUGGAGUCGACGAAGAGUACGAAGGCGGGCGGGCGAUCCAGUGAUGAGUUCAUCCUACAUGGCGCGGGAACUCGUACUUUUAUCAACGAUGGGCAGACAGGGCGGUCUGAGAGCCUGUCAGAUGAGGAGGCGGGAAGGCACCCAAUCGGGGGCAUUCAGGUUACCACGAUGUAUGAGAUCCGGAGGGAUGGUUCUCGACAUGAGUGA